CCCCGGAUGAAGCUAGCGUUGGGGCAAAUGAGCAGGGCCACCAGGGCUGCUCGGAUUUUAGUUUAGCAGUGAGGGGGUCUGAGCGGAUUGAAGCCCCGCUGGAUUAAUGUCGACAGGGCAGCGCGGAGCGCCAGCAGGGCUACGACGAGAAAACUGUCCGCGUCGAGCGGAGCCACCGGCCAACAGCUGUUGCUAACUGUGUUUAAGACAGCCUCUCCGGCUAUUAGCCUCUCCACACCGCGGAGUUUGCAGUUCACACACUUCACGUCUUGUCGGGGCUUCAGUCAAACACAACACCUGGUGGAUGAAUGAUGUCUGCCGCUAGUAUUGACCCCCAGGUAAGCAGCGAGGAGACACCAUCGGCGCCGAGGUUUCAUUUCCACAGACAUCGAAAGGACAAGAUGCAGGCAAAGCCUUUCCGGUUUCAGUGCAGAAUGGAUCCCUCCACCAGAAGGACGCUGUCCAUGAUAAUGACUUUGAGCCCUAUCUCACCGGCCAGUCCAGCCAGAAUAACAGCUAUCAAUCAAUGACAGACCCCUACUUGUCCAGUUAUUAUGCCCCCUCCAUUGGAUUUCCUUACCCUCUCAGUGAGGCUCCUUGGUCUACAGGAGGUGAUCCACCAAUUCCCUACCUGACUCCCUACGCCCCCCUCAGCAAUGGAGACCAUCACUUCAUGCACGACACGGUGUUUGGGCAGCCAGGAGGACUCAGCAGCAGCAUCUACCCGCACAGGUUUAACUUUUUCCCUGAGAAUCCGACGUUCUCAGCUUGGGGCACCAGUGGUUCGCAGGGGCAGCAGACUCAGAGCUCAGCCUACGGUGGGAGCUACAGCUACCCACCCAGCUCCCUAGGAGGCACCUUAGUCCCUGAUGGCCAGACAGGUUUCCAUAGCGACACCUUGAGCAAGGCUCCAGGUAUGAACAGCCUGGACCAGGGCAUGCUAGGCCUAAAAAUAGGCGGGGACGUGACGGGAAGUGGCUCCGGUGUGAAGGGUGCCAGCUCUGUCAUUGGUGGUGGCGGCAGUGUGGCGGCAGCGGUUGCCACGGGCAACGGUGGCACGCCAAUUGGCAUGCCUCCCAAACCUACAUCGUGGGCUGCUAUUGCUAGUAAACCUGCCAAGCUGCAACAACAAAAGAUCAAGAACAAGCCUGGCACCCCUAUAGCUGGAGGAGUUCUGCCUCCACCUCCCAUUAAACACAACAUGGACAUUGAUACAUGGGAUAAUAAAGGGACUGCUACCAAGAUGGCCCCACCUUUGCCCCACCACCACCAUCACCACCACCACCACCAUCACCAGCAGCACCAGCCCCAGCUCCACUCCCAUGCUCCCAGCCUCCUACCCCCCCUUCAACAGUCCCUACAGUCUGCCCAGUCCCUCGUGCAACAGAUGACCAUGCAGGGUCCGCCUCCGCCUCCUCCGCAAUCUUACCAGAACCACAACUCUGCCCCAACACCUCAGACCCGAUGGAUAGCCCCGCGCAACCGCAACAUGUGCUACGGCGGCGGAAGCUUGGACAGCAGUGGCUCCUCCAACGGCGGCGGUGUUGGCAACGGAGGUGCGGGGGGCGGGUGCAUGCCUCCAGAACCGGGAUCAGAGUCCCACCCCGUGCUGGAGAAGCUGCGAGCGGCCCACAGCUACAACCCCAAGGAGUUCGACUGGAACCUGAAAAAUGGCCGCGUUUUCAUUAUCAAGAGCUACUCCGAGGACGACAUCCACCGCUCCAUCAAGUACUCCAUCUGGUGCAGCACGGAGCACGGCAACAAGCGCUUGGACUCAGCCUACAGAGCGAUGAACUCUAAAGGCCCCGUCUACUUGUUGUUCAGCGUCAACGGCAGCGGCCAUUUCUGCGGCGUGGCGGAGAUGCGCUCCCCUGUGGACUACGGGACCAGCGCUGGCGUGUGGGCGCAGGACAAGUGGAAGGGCAAGUUUGACGUGAACUGGUUGUUUGUUAAGGACGUGCCUAAUAGCCAGCUGCGCCACAUCCGCCUGGAAAACAACGAUAACAAGCCAGUCACCAACUCUCGUGACACUCAAGAGGUUCCUCUGGAAAAGGCAAAGCAGGUGCUCAAGAUUAUCGCCCAGUACAAACACACCACCUCCAUCUUUGAUGACUUUUCCCACUAUGAGAAGAAGCAAGAGGAAGAGGAGGUGGUAAAAAAGAGCUAUGAACCUGCCUCAAUACAGAGUCGAUCCCGAAUCGAUCAGGAUCGUCAGAAGUAAUCUGCAGAAGAGAGUCUCUGAAAUCUCAAUCAACGGUUGUUGUGUUUGGAUGGACACACUGAUAUUUAGAUUCAAAAAGAAAGCAUCAGGACAUUUAAAAACAAACAAACAUUUUUUUCAGUUUUUUUGUUUCGUGUUUUUGUUUUGUUUUUUGUUUUUCGUUGGCCCACGUCAAACUAUCGAGCCACAUCGGUCUUGGUUCCUCCUCCGUCUUUGAGCUGCGUGCAGGGAUGGAGCUACUUCCACCAGAUGAAUAGCUUCAAAUAUCUAUUUUCUUGUUGUUUUUGUUUUGUUUGUUUGUUUGCUUUUUUAGCCUUAUACAUUUUUUUGUCGCUAUCCUGGAACUUCUUAAAUAUAAAUAUCUGCACGUCUGUUCGGAAAAAUCUCUUGACAACAUGCUGCUGAUAUUCAGUGACUGUUCACUUUGUGGUUUGUGUGUUGGAGAAGUGUUAAGUGCUUGUAUUGGUUAAUCUUAAAUGAGUGAACAACACUUUAUUGACAAAAUGUCUGCUAUCUGUGUGUGGCCCGUUGUAUUUUAUAUUAUCAGAAGACAAAAAAAAAAACUUCUAUAACGGCCCCCCUCCCCUUUUUUUUUUUUUUUUUUCUUUUCGUGCCGGGUGAGUCUCGUUUUGGCGGAGCAGUGAAGGUUUCUGUAUGCGUAGACAUAAUCGUGCGAGAUUGUGGCAUUAGGACACAUAAAUGUUAGAAAAAUGAUUUUGAAUAAUGUACCACCUGGCUUACUAAUAGAAACAACUAAUAGAAAUUUAACAUAAUGCAGAGAAAAUGUGGGACGGUCGUCUCUCCACAGCGGAGCCUUAAUUCUUUACAGCAGUAGUGUAAAAGAGAUGUAGGGAAAAUACGUCAAGGUCGUCCCUCUCCUAUUUAAACGAUGGAAACUCAAAUUCACUGUAUGGUAUUCAGGUUUUUAUCGACACAAAAUCUGCUUUUCUGUCCCUGAUUCCUGCGGUGUGUGUGUGUGUGUGUGCGCGCGUGCGUGCGUGUCUCUAUCCCCUGCUGCUCCAACAGGGGUCUCUGUUUAUGAAAUUCUGGUAGCAUGUACUGCUUUUAAAAACUAAAGCCAGGCCUCUCGUUUAGUUCGCUUUUAUCUUCUGUUCUCUCUUAACAUCAUUAUAACCGCCAUCGUUUUCAUCGCUAUAACCAGUCUUCAUCCUUCAGAAAAUGUAAGCUUUAAUGUACCGGCAUUUCUAACUGAGAUCGCCUCAAAAUGUUUAACUGUAGCAUUAUACUUAACUGAUUUAUCGUCAAGUGUAUGAAAACCCAGAGACUAGCCUAUAUGGUAUAUGUUUGUGAUUUCUACUUCUUUAGUUUUUCUUUGUUUUUUUUUUGUUUUUUUUGUUUUUUUUUUAUUGCUUGCUGUAUUGUGCGUAUGUGUGCGUAUGCAAGAGUGAAAGGAAAGUACGACUGUGGAGCAAUCAGAGUUAUAUAACGGUAUUGGAAUAUAGAAAAUUUAUGCAAAAAAAUGUUUUAAGUCACCCUUGAAUUAAAUAUCAUUGUAUCAGAGGUCACUAUCACAUUCUUAGAUUUGAUCAUGUUCAUUAUUAAAGAUAUACUUAUCUGUU
Molecule: messenger RNA, 3801 nt
Organism: Mugil cephalus (flathead mullet)
Lineage: Eukaryota; Metazoa; Chordata; Actinopteri; Mugiliformes; Mugilidae
Gene: ythdf1
Product: YTH N(6)-methyladenosine RNA binding protein 1
Exons: 6
Coding region: 527-2221 (564 amino acids)
Biological process (GO): mRNA destabilization
Cellular component (GO): cytoplasm
Molecular function (GO): mRNA binding; N6-methyladenosine-containing RNA reader activity
Source: RefSeq, a predicted model, not a curated record